Coregonus sp. 'balchen' is the source of this 2326-nucleotide messenger RNA. The record is from the annotation of a GenBank genome assembly. NCBI's taxonomy places the organism in Eukaryota, Metazoa, Chordata, Actinopteri, Salmoniformes, Salmonidae.
AUGCCAAGCCGCUCAGGGUCAGCACCGAACACACCCCUCACCCCCCGAAAGAAAGUUGUUGUGCCAACUGACUACCAAGACACGGUCCCUGGUGAAUUUGAGGAAAAGGUGAAACAUCCAAAAUCAUCAGCCAUGUCUCAAAGCAGUACCCAGGACUCCCGUCCUCAGACACCUGUCAGUGUCAGCGAGUACUCCCGCAAGGAAUACCAAACUAGGCCGUCCCCCAAACUGACCAGAGUAAGCUCCAAGAUCUUCGAGAAGGUGCGCGGUUUCGAAGAGCGAAGGCGAAGUUAUGAUCAUGAAGGCUCCAUCUCGGGACGGUCCUGGGCCGGGUUCAAUCGCGCUGGGUCUGUCGACUCGGACGAUGGAGGGAGCCGGUUGGGCAUCUCCAGAGAGAGUUCGAAGGAAGACCUACGAGAAGCUCUGAAGGAGGACGCUGCCGAACGGAGGUCCAUGUUCAGACAGAGGGCUGCGUCCUUGGAGGACUGCAGGCCCCGUACCACCCAGAAGGUCCAGGAAAUCGAAAACAAGUUCACUGAAGAGCUUCAACGAAUCAAGAAGCUUGUGGGUAAACAUCACAUGAAGAAGUCCUUCUCCACCGAGCAGCUCUCGCUCAGGGCAAAUGGCAGGCAGCCUUUGAGGAAGAUUGAGCCCCUCCCACCUCAAAUUCUACAGAAGCUCCAGGAACGGGAGCGUGCCCAGCAGGAGAAGGAGCAGAAAGAGACGGAACAGCCCAAAUACGUAGUGCCACCACAACUGCAACUACAAGAACAAGCACGGCAGGGACAACCUUCACCCCAAACCCAAGAGAUUGAGCGGCCCUCCAUGAGUAGCAUAACGUUCAGUAGAUUGGGAGAAGUAGCAGCCACUCCAGAAUCUAUGCAACUGGCUGACUUACCAGGACAGAGGCCAACAAGACAGGUAAAUCAAGCCAGUCAAGUCAGGGAGAUCCUUCAGAGGUCUCCAUCACCAGCAAAGAUGCAGAUGCAGAGGGCUUACAAUCCAUCGUCAAAUCGCCAACAGCGGGCAGAGUCAUCAAGCAGAAAUGUUGUCGAGAUGACGUUACACAAAGUUGAACGCAGGCCAGAAAGCCCUCUUGUUCAGAGGGUAUCUCGUAUGCAAGAAUCUCAGGACAUCCAAGAACCUCCUGCACAAAAGUCCCCAAACGAAGAAUUGACAGGAACAAAAACACCUGUAGAUGUAGCAUUAAGAAAAGUAGAGGAUAGACCAGAAAACCCAUUGGUACAGAGAAUGCCUACCAUUGUACAAGAGCAUACAAUCCAACAUUCGCAAAAACCUCCACGGCUGGCUACCUCUUCUACAAAUGUUCCAGUAUCCCCCUCUGAGGAGAAAAUGGAAGUGGAGUUGAUCAAGCCAGCCCCCAAGCUAAUCAUACCUACCAUCAUUGUUGAAGAAGAGCCCAUGGAAGAGGAAGUUCCUCCAGAGACUGACAAGUCUAAGAAGGCAACCAAUGCGAAAGAAGGCCAAACACAGAAGACCAGGGGGAAGGGUCGCCGUGCUAGUCCCAUGUCUCCAGAGUUAGGUGGGAAUUAUUUUCAAUCUCAGUCUUUCUUUAUCAAAAUGAAAAUGUCUGUGUAUAUUAGAGGCUUGUAUCUUAUUUCCCUUGUCUUUGCAAAGUUCAACUCUCAUCGGUAUUCCUUAGUUCUGAACACAGCCAUGAAUGUCUUUGUAAUUAUGUUUUGUAAUUUGUGCAGAUUCUUCAGACGACUCUUACGUGUCUGCUGAAGAGGACCCCUUGGAGGCCCCUAUGUUUGAGUUUCCUCUUAAGGACACUGUGGUAACUGCUGGUACUGAGGUCCUGCUGAGAGUCAUCAUUGCUGGCAUGCCUCCCCCAGAAGGCAAGCUAUCUCUAUCUCUUUACAAACAAAGUUUAUAUCCAGAACCUAAAAGGGGUCAUCGGCUGUCCCCAUGGGAGAACCCUUUUGAAGAACCCUUUUGGGAUGCAGGUAGAACCCUUUCCCUUUCCAACCCAAAAUGAUUUAUCCUUGAAAGGGUUCUCCCAUGGGGACAGCCAAAGAACCAUUUUGGAACCCUUUUCUUCUAAGAAUGUAGUAACCACCUUCACUCCGGUUUCUUGAGCACAAAUUUGAGCAUAUCUUAUAUUUGUCUGUGUCCAUAUCUAGUUACCUGGAGGAGAGACAAUAUUGCGAUCAGUAACAGCUCAAACUAUGGGGUCAAAGUGGAGGGAGAGCGUUAUUCACUUCUCAUCAAAUGUGCAAAACCAAGUGAUGCUGGAACGUACUGUGUGACAGCUGCCAAUGAGGCUGGGAAAACAUCUAGCAGUGCCACCCUUUCGAUCAAACCA